Messenger RNA from Mauremys reevesii (Reeves's turtle), 753 nucleotides. Its product is annotated as killer cell lectin-like receptor subfamily B member 1B allele C. Bases 121 to 753 code for a protein of 210 amino acids. The transcript has 5 exons. NCBI's taxonomy places the organism in Eukaryota, Metazoa, Chordata, Testudines, Geoemydidae. The record is from RefSeq and is a predicted model, not a curated record.
GGUUGCUAGCACAUAGGCAUUAAUUGAUUAGCCUGGGUGCAUGGACUUCUCAAAGGAAGUACAAAAGCUUCAGAGAGAUGACAGACACUUCCUGAGUUUGGAUACAUUAGCUCAUAUAUAAUGAGGCUGCUCUUAGACUCCGUCCUCUUCUGUCCGUGCUCUCCCUCCUCUGCGCUUGUCAUGGCAGGUGAAAUAGUUUAUGCUGAUUUAAACAUUUUGGGAGCCUCUUCCAACCCAUUGCAUCCACCUCGGCACCUCAAUCACACUCAGUGUCCCCGCUGGCAUCGACUCGCUGCAGGGCUUGGAGCAGCUGGGAUCCUCAUCCUGCUGGGAGCUGUGAUAGCCAUGGGCGUUUGGGAGGGAUCAGGGUGCAAGCUCUGCCCCCCAAACUGGCUGCUGCGCAGGGACAAGUGCUACUGGGUGUCUAAGGAAAAAAAUCCCUGGGACAAGAGCCGCGAUGACUGUUCAAGGAGGAGCUCUCGGCUGCUGGUGAUCCGGGACCAGGAUGAGAUGACUUUCAUUCAAAAUACUUCCAAAGACACAAACCAGCUCUGGCUUGGACUCACUGUUACAUCCCCUGCGAGGAAUUGGACUUGGGUGGACGGCUCCGUGUUCAAUCCAACACUGUUCAAUGUAAAGGAUCCUGCUGAAGAAAAGAACAGCUGUGGGAUGAUAAAAGCAGAUAGAAUUCAUUUUGAAACCUGCAGUGCUGCAUCUAAAUGGAUUUGUGAAAAAGAUGCUCUCCUGAUAUAG